AUCGUGAAUCUGAUUUAGUCGCAAAAAAUACUCGUUUAGAAGAAUUUAAUAAAGAAGCUGAAUUAAGGUUGAUGGCGAAAUUUGCUGAAAAUCAAAAAUUGGUUGCAUAUUAUAAAUAUUUGUUUAAUCAUGGCCAAAAGCCAUCAAAUGAAGAUUUUGAAAAAUUGAAAUUAAUAAUUGUUAAUUUAGAAAAUGAAACACAACAAAAAAAAAACAAAAACAAAUCAAAGAAUGGCAUUCAUCAAGAAAGUUGUCAUGAUAGCUCAACAGAAGUAUUAUUAAAUAUUCAACCUGACCCAGAAUUAGAAGAUCCUGCCUCUCAUAUACAACAUCAAAGAUCAGAGUUGUCUUCAAUUUACGCUGAAAACAAACAAUUGAUUGGAAAUUUGUCUUCAUUUUACGAGGAAAACAAACAAUUGAUUGGAAAUUUGGAAUAUAUAAAAUG
This is a messenger RNA of Scutellospora calospora, 445 nucleotides long. NCBI's taxonomy places the organism in Eukaryota, Fungi, Glomeromycota, Glomeromycetes, Diversisporales, Gigasporaceae. The record is from the annotation of a GenBank genome assembly.